AGCAGUUCCCCUUGUGCAGGGAGGUUGCUUGUGGGACCUAGACAAAGGCAGUCCUGGGGUGAUGCCUCAUGCACGGCCCCCUCUGCCAACACACCUGAGUCCCUGUGGCCCCCUCCCAGGACACCUGGAUUCUGGACUGACCCUGGAGUGAGUUGAGUGGGUGCUAGCCUUUGAGAUCUUCAUCCCUCUGGUGCUCUUCUUCAUCCUUCUGGGGCUGCGGCAGAAGAAGCCCACCAUCCCUGUGAAGGAAGUCUCUUUCUACACGGCGGCCCCCCUCACCUCAGCUGGGAUCCUGCCUGUGAUGCAGUCUCUGUGUCCGGAUGGCCAGCGGGAUGAAUUUGGCUUCCUGCAGUACUCCAAUUCCACGGUAACACAGCUCCUCGAGCACCUCAGUGAAGUGGUGGAGCAAAGUAACUUGUUUGACCCGGACCACCCAGGCCUAGAAGAGGAGCUGGAGUCCCUGCGCCGGCGCCUGGAGGCCCUCAGCAGCAGCGAGCCUAGCUCCAUGGAGACCCACUUCAGCAGCCAGGCAGGAUCUGGCUUCACCUUGGCAUGGGCAGCCAAGGACCGGGGCGAAUUGCACCGUUUCCUCACGCAGAAUCUAUCCCUCCCCAACGCCACAGCUGAGCUCCUCCUGGGCUCCAGCAUUGACCUCCGGGAGGUGUACCACCUCUAUUUUGGAUCUUCUCCUUCGGUACCCGACGACACCCAUGAGAGAGAUCUGUGGGAUCGGUUUGGCCCCAGUGAGAAGAUCUUGAAGCUGGAGAAGAGCCUCCCCAGCGGCUGGAGGACCCUGCGAGAAGGGCUGAUACACAAGGCCCUGCGUGAUCCCUCCAGAGCCUCACGCAGGCAGACCCUGCUCCACCUGCUCUCACAAGCUCUGGGCCUUGCCAGCGCCGCCCCAGGGCCCACCGACUCCUACAGCCCCCAGGCCUUCGUCUCGGAGAUGGAGAAUGUCGUCUUCACGGCACCAGUGCUGGAGCACCUCACGUGCGACCAGAGCCAAGGGGGGCUGCGGCGCCUCCUCCACGUGGCUCCAAGCCAGCAAGCACUGCUGCAAGCUUACCGGGCGCUGGUGUGCAAUGGGAGCCAGGCGGCCCGUGAGGAGCGCUUUGCCCAGCUGGCCACCGAGCUCAAGAACCAGCUGGACGCCCGCAAAAUCGUCAGCAGGCUAAAGCUGGAUGAGGUGAACAGCACAGCCACCCAGCACCGGCUCCAUGCCCUCCUUGAGGAUCUCAUGGAGAUGGAGAAGGUUCUCCGCGAUAUGGAUAUUCUCUCAGCUUUGGCCAAGCUGCUACCCAAAGGAGCUUGUGCCAGCAAGGCCCCCCCCCCCACCGCCAACAGCACCGGCUGGGCCAGUGGCAACGCCACGGCGGGCAACAACACCACAGCAGAGGAGGAGGGCAACAGGGAGGGCAUGCCAGGUGGUGAAAACCCACAGGGGCAGUUCUCAGCCUUUGUGCAGCUGUGGGCCGGGCUGCAGCCCAUCCUGUGCGGGAACAACCGGACAAUCGAGCCUGAGGCGCUGAAGCAGGGCAACAUGAGCUCUCUGGGCUUCACCAGCAAGGAGCAGCGAAACCUGGGCCUCCUCGUACAUCUUAUGACGAGCAACCCCAAAAUCCUCUACGCUCCUGUGGGCACUGAAGUAGACAAGGUCAUCCUGAAGGCCAACGAGACCUUCGCCUUCGUGGGCAACGUCACCCACUAUGCCAAGCUGUGGAUGAACAUCUCCCCGGAGAUCAGGGCCUACCUGGAGGAGGGCAGGCUGCAGAGACGCAUCCGCUGGCUCCAGCAGUUCACAGCCGACCUCCAUAAGCAUCCAGAGAUCCUGAAUGUCUCCGACAGCGACCUUCUCCACAGCUUCCUCAAUGGCAACUUCUCCCUGCCCAACGCCAGCGUCCUGCUCCAGCAGCUGGACACCAUUGACAACGCUGCCUGUGGCUGGGUCCACUUCAUGGCUAAGGUCAGUGUGGACAUCUUCAAAGGCUUCCCGGAUGAGGAGAGCAUCGUUAACUACACUCUGAAUCAGGCCUACCAGGACAAUGUCACCGUCUUUGCCAGUGUCAUCUUCCAGACCAACAAGGAUGGCUCACUGCCCCCUCACGUCAUGUACAAGAUCCGGCAGAACUCCAGCUUCACUGAGAAAACCAACGAGAUCCGGCGGGCAUACUGGCGGCCUGGCCCCAACACCGGUGGGCGCUUCUACUUCCUCUACGGCUUUGUCUGGAUCCAGGAUAUGAUGGAGCGUGCCCUCAUCAACACGUUUGUUGGCCACGAUGUGGUGGAGCCUGGCAAUUAUGUGCAGAUGUUCCCAUAUCCAUGUUAUACCCGGGACGACUUCCUCUUUGUCAUCGAGCACAUGAUGCCCCUGUGCAUGGUGAUCUCCUGGGUCUACUCAGUGGCCAUGAUGAUCCAGCACAUUGUGACGGAGAAGGAGCAUCGCCUGAAAGAGGUGAUGAAGAUGAUGGGCUUGAACAACGCAGUGCAUUGGGUGGCUUGGUUCAUCACUGGCUUCGUCCAGCUCUCCAUCUCAGUCACAGCUCUCACCGCCAUCCUAAAAUACGGCAAGGUCCUGAUGCACAGCGAUGUCCUCAUUAUCUGGCUCUUCCUCGCCAUCUACGCGGUGGCCACCAUCAUGUUCUGUUUCCUAGUGUCGGUGCUCUACUCCAAGGCCAAGCUGGCCUCAGCCUGUGGUGGCAUCAUCUAUUUCCUGAGCUACGUGCCCUACAUGUAUGUUGCCAUCCGGGAGGAGGUGGCGCACGACAAAAUCACAGCCUUUGAGAAGUGCAUUGCGUCCCUCAUGUCGACCACGGCUUUCGGGCUGGGCUCCAAGUACUUUGCCCUGUACGAGGUGGCUGGCGUGGGCAUCCAGUGGCACACCUUCAGCCAGUCGCCCGUGGAAGGAGACGACUUCAACCUCUUGCUGUCCAUGAUGAUGCUGAGUGUAGAUGCUGUGGUGUAUGGGGUGCUCACGUGGUACAUCGAGGCCGUGCACCCAGGUAUGUAUGGCCUGCCGCGGCCCUGGUACUUCCCCUUCCAGAAGUCCUACUGGUUGGGGAACGGGCGAGUGGAGACAUGGGAGUGGACCUGGCCCUGGUCCCGUACCACCCGCCUCAGCAUCAUGGAGGAGGACCAGGCCUGUGCCAUGGAGAGCAGGAGACUGGUUCCUCACCAUCCUGCUCUCGUAGCAGAGGAGACGCGGGGCAUUGAGGAGGAGCCGUCCCACCUGCCCUUGGUUGUCUGCAUUGACAAGCUCACCAAGGUCUACAAGACGGACAAGAAACUGGCACUGAACAAGCUGAGCCUCAACCUCUAUGAGAACCAGGUGGUGUCUUUCCUGGGACACAAUGGCGCGGGCAAAACCACCACCAUGUCCAUCCUGACUGGCUUGUUCCCUCCAACAUCGGGCUCUGCUACCAUCUAUGGCCACGAUAUCCGGACAGAGAUGGAUGAGAUCCGGAAGAACCUGGGCAUGUGUCCCCAGCACAACGUGCUCUUUGACAGGCUGACGGUGGAGGAGCACCUCUGGUUCUACUCGCAGCUCAAGAGCAUGGCAGAGGAGGAGAUCCGCAAGGAGAUGGACAAGAUGAUUGAAGACCUGGAGCUCUCCAACAAACGCCAUUCCUUGGUGCAAACCCUCUCAGGUGGCAUGAAGAGGAAGUUGUCAGUGGCUAUAGCCUUCGUGGGUGGAUCGCGAGCCGUAAUUUUGGACGAGCCCACAGCUGGUGUCGAUCCGUAUGCGCGCAGGGCCAUCUGGGACCUCAUCCUCAAAUACAAGCCAGGGAGGACCAUCCUGCUCUCCACACACCACAUGGACGAAGCUGACUUGCUGGGCGACCGCAUUGCCAUCAUAUCCCACGGCAAGCUCAAGUGCUGCGGCUCCCCACUGUUCCUCAAGAGCACCUAUGGUGAUGGUUACAAGCUGACGGUGGUCAAGAGGCAGUCAGACGCCAGAAACAGCACAGAGUCGGGCCAGCCGCACAGUCCCCCGUCCCACUCCUCCGUCAGCCCCUGCUCUGAGCCCCGUGUCUCCCAGUUCAUCAAGAAGUACGUGGCCUCCUGCCUCCUCAUCUCAGACACCAACACUGAGCUCUCCUACAUCCUGCCCAGCGAGGCUGUCAAGAAGGGCUGCUUCGAGAGGCUCUUCCAGCACUUGGAGCAGAGCCUGGAGGAUCUGGCCCUGACCAGUUUUGGGCUGAUGGACACCACACUCGAGGAGGUCUUCCUCAAGGUGUCCGAGGAGGACCAGUCUCUGGAAAACAGCGAUGUUGACAUGAAAGAGUCCAAGAAGGAUGCCCUGCGGCCACCCACCCCCGAGUUGGGCCCAAAGCCCGAGGCCAAUGGGGAGCCCCUUGCGGAAGCAGAAGUGCCCGAGAAGCCAGAGGUGGAGCUAAGCAACCUGGUGACCUGCUCCAAGCUUGCCCAGUCGCAGGCAUCCCUGCGCUCAGCCUCCUCGGUGGGCUCUGUGCGGGGCGAUGAAGGUGGGGCUUAUUCGGAGUUCUUUGGAGAUUACUCUCCGUUGUUUGAUAAUCGGCAGGACCCUGAUAACAUCAGUCUGCAAGAUCAAGAAGCUGAUGUGGAGGCGGAGGACCAUGACCUGGCAGGACAGGGGAGCUUUAAGCUGGAGGGGUCGUGGCUGAAGUUGCGGCAGUUCCAUGGGCUGAUCGUCAAACGCUUCCAUUGUGCCAAGCGCAACACCAAGGCCCUCUUCUCGCAGAUCCUCCUGCCCGCCUUCUUCGUCUGUGUGGCCAUGACUGUGGCACUCUCUGUGCCCGAAAUAGGAGACCUGCCUCCCCUCAUCCUCUCGCCAUCUCAGUACCACAACUACACGCAACCCAAGGGCAACUUCAUUCCUUAUGCCAACGAGGAGCGGCAUGAGUACCGCAUCAGGCUGUCUCCUGAUGCCAGCCCCCAGCAACUGGUGAACACCUUCCACCUGCCCUCAGGCGUGGGCGCCACAUGCGUGCUCAAGACAGCCUUCAACAACACGCUGGACCAGCCCAUGCAGACCCUGAACCUCAACAGCAACGAGUCCAAAAUGCUGGCAGCCAAGUACUUCGAUGCUAUGUGCAUUGACUCCUUCACGCAGGGCCUGCCGCUCUCCAACUUCGUGCCACCACCUCCUUCCCCAGCCCCCUCGGACUAUCCUGUCUCAGUGGAUGAGGACCUGCUCCGUGCCUGGAACUCCACAACCUUCUCCUCUGCCAUCAAAGAGACUGUCACCUCAGCCCCAGCCUUGCCCCAAAUUAUCCACGAGCCCAUCAAGUGCACGUGCUCCAUGCAGGGGACUGGCUUCUCCUGCCCCAGCGGCGUGGGAGGGCAUCCCCCGCAGAUGAAGGUGGUGACAGGGGACAUCCUGGCGGACAUCACCGGGCGCAACGUCUCUGAGUACCUGCUCUACACCUCGGACCGCUUCCGGCUGCACAGGUAUGGGGCGCUCACCUUUGGCAACGUCCAGAAAUCCAUCCCGGCCUCCUUUGGGGCCAGGGCUCCUGCCACGGUGCGCAAGAUAGCCGUCCGGAGAACAGCCCAGGUCUUCUACAACAACAAGGGCUACCACAGCAUGCCCACCUACCUCAAUGCACUCAACAAUGCCAUCCUGCGGGCCAACUUGCCCAAGAGCAAAGGCAACCCCGCUUCUUACGGUAUCACGGUGACCAACCACCCCAUGAACAAGACUAGUGCCAGCCUGUCUCUGGAUUACCUCCUGCAAGGCACAGACGUGGUGAUUGCCAUCUUCAUCAUCGUAGCCAUGUCCUUCGUGCCGGCCAGCUUUGUGGUGUUCCUGGUUGCUGAAAAGGCCACCAAGGCCAAACAUCUGCAGUUUGUGAGCGGCUGCGACCCUGUCAUCUACUGGUUGGCCAACUAUGUGUGGGAUAUGCUUAACUAUCUGGUGCCAGCCACGUGCUGCAUCAUUAUCCUUUUUGUGUUCGACCUCCCAGCGUACACAUCUCCCACCAACUUCCCUGCUGUCCUCUCACUCUUUCUGCUCUAUGGUUGGUCCAUCACCCCCAUCAUGUACCCUGCCUCCUUCUGGUUUGAGGUGCCCAGUUCUGCCUAUGUCUUCUUGAUAGUCAUCAACCUCUUCAUUGGCAUCACAGCCACUGUUGCCACGUUCCUGCUGCAGCUCUUUGAGCACGACAAGGAUUUGAAGGUGGUGAACAGCUACUUGAAGAGCUGCUUCCUUGUAUUCCCUAACUACAACCUGGGCCAUGGCUUGAUGGAGAUGGCCUAUAACGAGUACAUCAACGAAUACUAUGCCAAGAUCGGGCAGUUCGAUAAAAUGAAGUCACCCUUUGAAUGGGACAUUGUGACACGUGGCCUGGUUGCCAUGACAAUUGAAGGCUUUGUUGGCUUCUUCAUCACCAUCAUGUGCCAAUAUAACUUCUUCCGGAAACCUCAGCGACUGCCCGUCUCCACCAAGCCCAUUGAAGAUGAUAUUGAUGUGGCCAACGAGCGGCACCGUGUCCUGCGUGGCGACGCCGACAAUGACAUGCUGAAGAUUGAGAACCUCACCAAGGUGUACAAGUCCCGCAAGAUUGGUCGCAUCCUGGCUGUGGACCGGCUAUGCGUGGGCGUCCGGCCUGGAGAGUGCUUUGGGCUGCUGGGUGUCAACGGCGCAGGGAAGACAACCACCUUCAAGAUGCUUACAGGGGACGAGAGCACCACGGGUGGAGAGGCGUUUGUUAAUGGACACAGCAUCCUGAAAGAGCUCCUGCAGGUCCAACAAAGCUUGGGCUAUUGCCCGCAGUUUGAUGCACUUUUUGAUGAGCUGACGGCCCAGGAGCACCUGGAGCUCUACACCCGCCUGCGUGGUAUUCCCUGGAAGGACGAGGAGCGGGUGGUCAAAUGGGCACUGAAGAAGCUAGAGCUGACCAAGUAUGCCGACAAACCUGCCAGCACCUACAGCGGAGGCAACAAGAGGAAGCUGUCCACGGCCAUAGCACUGAUAGGCUACCCAUCCUUCAUCUUCCUGGAUGAGCCCACGACAGGGAUGGACCCCAAGGCACGGCGCUUCCUUUGGAACCUCAUCCUGGACGUCAUCAAAACAGGCCGCUCCGUGGUGCUCACGUCCCACAGCAUGGAGGAGUGCGAGGCACUCUGCACCCGCCUGGCCAUCAUGGUGAACGGGCGACUCAAAUGUCUUGGCAGCAUCCAGCACUUGAAAAACAGGUUUGGAGAUGGCUACAUGAUCACCGUGCGGACCAAGUCCAGCCUCAACGUCAAGGAGGUGGUGAGGUUCUUCAACCGCAACUUCCCCGAGGCCAUCCUUAAGGAGCGGCACCACACCAAGGCCCAGUACCAGCUCAAAUCAGACCAAAUCUCACUGGCACAGGUCUUCAGCAAGAUGGAGCAGGUGGUGGAUGUGCUGGGCAUUGAAGACUAUUCUGUCAGCCAGACCACCCUGGACAACGUGUUUGUGAAUUUUGCCAAGAAGCAAAGUGACAACCUGGAGCAGCAGGAGACGAGCCCCAGCUGUGCCCUGCAGUCACCCCUGGAGCGAGUGCUCAGCCUGCUGCGCCCACGGGCGGCCCCCACAGAGCUGCGGGCCCUUGUAGUGGAGGAGCAGGAGGAUCUGGAGACUGAUGACGAAGGCCUCAUCAGCUUCGAGGAGGAGAGGGCUCAGCUCUCAUUCAACACGGACACACUGUGCUGAGGACCCGAGGGGGGAACCGAGUCCCCCGGCUUUGAAGCCACUGAACCCUUUUCCCCUCUCCCCUCUUUCGCCCCCCCAUCACACGGAGGCAUCCAGCGGCCGUCUCCGCCUGCCCUGGGGGGAGGCCAGGCCCUUCUGCCCAUGGCCGGAGGAGUGUGACAGGGAGGACGGACGGCGGGUGCAGUGCCAGCCUGGACGGACCCUGGGAACCCCUGCCUGCUGGGCCGGCCUUCGUCCCCUUCAGCUAUGGGGCAGUGUCCCCAGAUGGCGCAGGGGGCUGCCAUCCUCAGCCGAUUUGCUCGGCUGGCGCAUGCCACGGACAGAGACUGUGAAGCGAAGGAUGCGGCUUUGAGUUGGUGCCACGAGCCCUGCACGUCUUGUGGUGCGGAAGAGGCCAGUGAGUGUUGCCUUUGGACACCCAUGUUUGUACCCACCCCGAGGGACUGCCAGCAGUGGGGACGUCUCUGCCCUACUGCCACCCCAGGCCUGCCCGGAUGUUGCCAGGAAGGUCAGAGAGGAAGGACUGCUGCUUUGCCUGUGUUUCCAUCACCCCUUCAUGGCUUGGCACUUCACCCGGCACCGUACCGGGCUCAGGGGCACCAUGCCAGCCGUCCCAGCACCAUGAGGGGCAGAAGCUGUGCUUUGUGCUUUACCUGUGUUUGGUCUCUGUUACCGGCACUGCCCAUGGGAUGUCACCAGUGACCUUGAGCCUGCGAGAGAUGGGCGUCUUGGCCCUGCCAGCUGCAUACUGCCUGGACACUUUUCUGCCAGGUAGAGCAGUCUGGGUCCCUGGACGCAGCCUGAGCCUGCGGGUGCUUCGCGGCCGUGGCUCCCUGCUGCACCCUGCCAGCUGGGCAGCCUCGAGGACCCGCUCGCCCCAGCACACAGCUCUGUGGGCCAGCUCGGCUCCGUGGGGUGCCUGGCUCUGCACCUUGCCCAGGGCCUCCCUGGGCUAGUGCCCAGCACCAGCACUCGCCAGCCCCAGCCUGGCUCUUUGUCAUGCCUUUUCCUGCACCCUCUCCUGCUGCAGGAAGGCUCACUCUGGGUGCCGUGGGCACAUGGCUCUGUCCCUGAGGCUGGGCACCGACACCUUCCCAGAGGGGCACGUGGUGGGGCAGAGGGGCAUUUCACAGGGUAUUUCACAAGCUGGCACCAGCUGUUUCUCCCCUCUGCCCCCAACCAUGUCCCUCCUCCCCAUGCCCUUCACCUGCCCUCCUGCCUGCCAUCACCUCCCUCUUCUGAGUGCCCUGCCAAGGCUGUGCAGUGGGCACCAGGCACUGCUGCCCAGCUGCCGUGCCACCUUUAUGGUGUCUCCCCUUCUUUUUCUCCCUUGCCUCAGCAUUCAUCUCUUAGAGCCUCAGCAUCCAUUCCAGUAUGGGAGCCACCUGCACUGCUUUCCGCAUUGGCUUACUGGCGGCACUGGGAGAGGGAGGAGCUACCCCCCAGGAUUGGUUUUGAAGCUGGGAGUUGGAUAGCAUCAGGUGGGGGCAAAGAACAGGGCAGCCUUGAGGGCCCCAACCUCAGCCUGGCCAGUGGGGAGCAGUGCCCAGGCAGUGUUGGGGAAGGAAGGACGGACCAAGGUGGCUAUGGUCAUGCUCGUGUGCA
Struthio camelus australis is the source of this 9262-nucleotide messenger RNA. The record is from RefSeq and is a predicted model, not a curated record. NCBI's taxonomy places the organism in Eukaryota, Metazoa, Chordata, Aves, Struthioniformes, Struthionidae.